AUGUGGGAAGAUGAAAGCGCCGAAAUAACCUCGCGCUCUCGAUAUCCUGGUGAUGACACACGACCUACGAGCAAUAGAGAGCUUGCUGGAUGGCUCAGUUAUAGUUGGGCAGCUGAAGUCUUUGCGGUGUGCGCAAUGGGGUCGUUCCUCCCCAUUACGCUGGAGCAAAUGGCUCGUGACCGUGGUGUCCUUCUAUCAGAUAAGGUGACGCCGUGUGUGGAUUGGCAAACCCCGAGGCAACCAUCUUUACUUGACUCGUGGAGUUAUAAUGUCACUACUGAUGCGAGCGAGAGCUAUGGAACACUAGCCACUGGCCAAUGCAUUGUACUGAUUCUCGGUGUCGAAAUUAACACGGCAAGCUUUGCUAUGUACACAUUUUCCUUGAGUGUCUUUGUGCAGGCUAUGUUGAUCAUAUCUAUGUCUGGUGCUGCAGACCAUGGGAGCUACCGCAAAACUCUCUUGGUUACCUUUGCUUUUAUUGGCUCCUUGACGAUGAUGCUGUUUCUUGGAGUUGUGCCAGGGCUUUACAUUGUCGGUGGUCUGUUCGGAAUAGUGGCAAACACCUGUUUUGGGGCAUCAUUUGUUCUUUUGAAUUCCUUUUUGCCCCUGCUAGUCCGCCAGCAUUCUUCUGUGCUUCGAACAGUCAGUGCAGAUGCUUCUUACGCCCCAACGAGAGAGGACUGCUCUGUUCAAAACAGCGAUGGCCAAGAUGAUAUCGACGUGAUCACACCGCUUCUCCAACGCAGACAACACAGCCUAGAUCCUCCCGGGGACACCUCGCAGGCACUAGAGCUCUCGACUAAGAUAUCCUCUUAUGGAAUAGGGAUCGGAUAUAUUGGCUCUGUGAUAUUACAAUUGAUUUGCAUCCUGGCUGUCGUUGCUACUAAACAAACCACCUUUUCUCUGCGGCUUGUCCUCUUUCUCAUCGGACUCUGGUGGUUUAUCUUCACCAUUCCCGCCGCACUUUGGCUUCGUCCACGACCAGGACCUCCUCUUCCGCACGAUGAAGGGAAGCAAGAUCGCUCUUGGAUUGGCUACGUGGGUUUUGCUUGGAAGUCCCUUGGUCGCACUGCUAUGCGAACUCGACACCUGAAAGACAUAUUACUGUUCUUAGCAGCGUGGUUUCUACUGAGCGACGGAAUUGCCACUGUCAGUGGCACUGCUGUUCUAUUUGCCAAAACCCAAUUGGACAUGCAGCCUGCAGCAUUGGGCAUGAUAAAUGUCGUGACAAUGGCUGCCGGGGUAUUCGGGGCAUUCUCCUGGCGCUAUGUGUCAAGCAUAUUCAACCUGCGUGCUUCACACACAAUAAUUGCAUGUAUUAUCUUGUUUGAGAUCGUGCCCCUCUAUGGUCUCCUGGGAUUUAUCCCGGCAAUCAAGAAUUUGGGGUACCUUGGACUCCAGCAACCCUGGGAGAUGUUUCCCUUGGGUAUUGUUUAUGGCCUUGUUAUGGGAGGCUUGUCGUCAUAUUGUCGAAGUUUUUUUGGAGAGCUCAUCCCGCCCGGCUACGAAACGGCCUUCUUUGCUCUUUAUGCCAUCACCGACAAGGGGUCGAGUGUUUUCGGGCCCGCUAUCGUGGGAAUAAUCACGGACCGUUAUGGUGAGAUCCGGCCAGCAUUCGCCUUUCUUGCCGUCUUGAUACUGCUUCCACUGCCGCUAAUGCUUCUCGUUGACGUCAAUCGAGGUAAACGGGAUGCCUACGCGCUUUCGGUAGAACUGGCGGGCCACUCCACACGGGACACACCUUGCUACGGUGCAACUCCACAAGAUCAACCAGAAAAUGAAGAGGCCGUGGCCCACACCGAGCAUUGA
Messenger RNA from Aspergillus affinis, 1809 nucleotides. Its product is annotated as MFS transporter. The transcript has 2 exons. NCBI's taxonomy places the organism in Eukaryota, Fungi, Ascomycota, Eurotiomycetes, Eurotiales, Aspergillaceae. Gene Ontology annotation, biological process: amino acid transmembrane export from vacuole. The record is from RefSeq and is a predicted model, not a curated record. Bases 1 to 1809 code for a protein of 602 amino acids.